Molecule: messenger RNA, 2978 nt
Organism: Oncorhynchus masou masou (cherry salmon)
Lineage: Eukaryota; Metazoa; Chordata; Actinopteri; Salmoniformes; Salmonidae
Product: B-cell receptor CD22-like
Exons: 8
Coding region: 587-2020 (477 amino acids)
Source: RefSeq, a predicted model, not a curated record
UGCCCUAUUUGGUGAAAGACCAUCUUCUGUAUACCAUCCCUACCUUGUCACAACACAACUGAUUGGCUGAAACGCAUUAAGAAGGAAAGAAAUUCCACAAAUUAACUUUUAACAAGGCACACCUGUUAAUUGAAAUGCAUUCCAGGUGACUACCUCAUGAAGCUGGUUGAGAGAAUACCAAGAGUGCAAGGCUGUCAUCAAGGCAAAGGGUGGCUAAUUUGAAGAAUCUCAAAUAUAAAAUAUAUUUUGAUUUGUUUAACACUUUUGGUUACUACAUGAUUCCAUAUGUGUUAUUUCAUAAUUUUGAUGUUUUCAAUAUUCUACAAUGGAGACAAUAGUAAAAGAGAGAACCCUUGAGUAGGCGUGUCUAAGCUUUUGACUGUAUAUAAUUAGAAAAUUAUACUACUUCUUUUGAAAAUGCAAAUAAUUUUGUUCACUUAUAAGGAAUAGGAAGUACAUCACAUGCCAUUGUCCAACUUGAAUUGCAACACUUCAGUUUGUCAGAACUCACUAUGGGUGUGAUCAUCUCCUUUUCUGUGAUCGCUUUUCAAGAUCGUAAGGUGAUCAGUAGUGUGUGAGUUCUCACAUGGCUUGUCCUGAGAACAUGCUUUUUCUCAUUGUCCUCUUUAUAUCAGGUGUUCUGGCCUGUUUUGGUGAACGACAUUUGAUCACCACAAUGCCAGAUAAACUGGAUGUACUGACUGGCUCCUGUGUGCAAAUCCCAUGUUCAUUUGAUAUUCCUGACCAAAACAAGUAUACAUUUAACAGCACAAUACUAACCUCUGGAGUGUGGAUUAAAGGAAACUCAAACUUUGGUGAGCAUCCGGACAAUGUGAUAUUUAACAGCAGUGAGACGUUCAUCAGAUAUCAAGGGAAGAUAACUGGAAACAUGUCCCAGAAGAACUGCACCACAGUCUUCUUCAAUGUAACCACCAAUUACACUAAUAAAUACUUCUUCAGGAUUGAGAGUCAACCAUACCGUGCAACAGAUCCUGAAAAGUCUGUUAAUAUAGUUGUCAGUGAUUUGCCUUCCAGUCCCAUCCUUACUGUCUCAGGUGAGGUGAAGGAAGGGACCCCUGUCAGUUUGAACUGCUCAGCUGUUGCUCCCUGUCCCGAACACCCCCCUGAGCUGACAUGGACUCUCCCAACACAGUUCACAACUGAGAACCAACUGCAGGAGAAUCCAGACCAAACCAAAUCAGUUCUCUCCACGGUGACCUUCACUCCGUCAUACCUUCAUCAUGAGAAGAACAUCACUUGUACUGCAGUCUACCCAGUAGGGACAAGCAACAAGACAGCUGAACAUAACAUGAUGCUUAACGUUUCAUUCUCUCCUAAGGACACCUUGGCCUCCAUCAGUCCAGCUGAUCCAGUAUUAGUGGGCAGCUGUGUGAAUCUGACCUGCAGCAGUACAGCCAACCCUCCUGUGACAAACUUCACCUGGUUCAAGAUCAGUGGGGGUAAAACAACAGAGGUAACAUAUGGACAGAGUUACACCCUCAAUGUGACAUCUGAUAAUGGAGGACUGUACUACUGUGAAGGAAGAAACAGUCACGGCUGUGGGAAGUCGAAUGAAGUGCAGCUGGCUAUAAAAGGGCAAAAAGAGCCAAAAAACCCAAUGGUGUUUGGGGUUGCAGCAGGAACUCUGGGGGCAAUUUUGCUUAUCAGCCUGAUCAGUCUUUUUGUAUGGAGGAGAAACUCGAGGCUCCACGAUGGACUUGAAAGGACAGACAGUCCACAGGGACAGAACUCCCCGGUUGGGACAGUGUGUACUAACCAGGCCACAGCCGGAGAGGAACCAGAGGAACCUGCAGAAGACCAGCCUGAAGAGAUCCACUACGGUGACAUAGACUUCUCCAAACUACAGACCAAAGAGACCCCAGCUGCAGCCCAGGACAGGGUCCAGGGACAGGAGAGUGAGUACGCUGAAGUCAAUGUGACCGGGAGAGGGGCUCAGGAACCACCUCUUAACAACCUAGAUGGGCUUUAUGCACAAGUGAAUGAAAUAAGUGCUUGUUAAUUAUUUUUCCAAUAGUUAUUAAGUGUUUUUAUGUACACUAUUGUCAUUGUGUAUCUGUUUUCUAUUGGUACUUUUGUUACAUUUAUAAUUGUGUGCUCUUUGAUUAUCUGCAUAUUUGUAGAAUUUGCUGGGAUGAAAAGUGUUUAACUGUUACUAUAGUGUUGAUACGAUGAUGCAGGCUACUCUUUAUUUUGGACCAUUUAUUUUGAGUGUUGAGUUCACAGAGCAUCUGUUUAAUGGGUUCCAGUAUAGAGGAACUGCUGAGUUCAACUAGCUCACUGAAGGCAGUUUAAGACCAUAUAAAGUCAAUGAUGACUGAGGAGAGAAGACACAGUUAGUUGGAGAGACAGUGGUCUGAUACAAGACAGGAAGUUGGUGCAGGAAGUCUACAUGAUGGCAGAAUGGUGUUAACGUCUACCAGUCACUGUUUAUCUUCAUCUUUUGUGCAGUUACCACAAUAACAAUAUCUAUUUUCAGUUUAUAUAUAUUUUGAAGAUGUAGUGUCAGUUUUAUGUUGAAUGUUAAGUCAAAGAAACAAUUGAGGCUGAAUUUAAGGUUGUUGUCAUGACUUCCUUCCGAAGUCGGCUCCUCUCCUGGUUCGGGCGGCGUUUGGCGAUCCACGUCACGGUCUUUCUAGCCAUCGCCGCUCCAUUUCUCAUAUUUCCAUUUGUUUUGUCUGCACACCUGGUUUUCAUUCCCAAUCACACUACAUGUAUUUAUUCCUCUGUUCCCCCUCAUGUCUUUCUGUGAGCUUGUUUCGUGUUACCUGUCAUGUUUGACUUGCAUUUUCUGGUGUGCGUUAAUUCCGGGUUUUAUUUCACGAGGUUUAUUUGCUUGUACAUAUUAUUGUGACUGUUUGCGUUUCCGACGCAGUGGCGUCCGUCUGUUGGUUUCUCCUGCCUAAAUAAAGUGUGCGCCUGUUCAUCUCUGCUCUCCUGCACCUGACUCCGCUCCCAGU